Messenger RNA from Coffea arabica (coffee), 1416 nucleotides. Its product is annotated as malate dehydrogenase, mitochondrial-like. Gene Ontology annotation, cellular component: mitochondrion; cytoplasm. Gene Ontology annotation, molecular function: L-malate dehydrogenase (NAD+) activity. Lineage: Eukaryota; Viridiplantae; Streptophyta; Magnoliopsida; Gentianales; Rubiaceae. The record is from RefSeq and is a predicted model, not a curated record.
AUUUUUAUUGGUCUAUUGGUGGUAGUCCUCCGAUUGAUUGAGCUAAUGAAUUGAAUUGAGGACAAAAUCGAGAUUUCACGCCUUAAUGAAUAGGUAGGGUUCCGAGAGUCUUCGCUUGCGCCGCUCAUUGUGUUUCUUGCUUCUGCUCCGUUUCUUUCUUCCUUUCUUCUCCCGUUCUUUCUUCCUUUCUCCUUUCUUUGUUUUUCACUUCUUCUCUUUCUUCUUUAAUUGAACAUUAAAUAACAGUGCAAGACAAAACAAAGGUCACAUGUUGGUCUUCUUCCAGAGCUUCUCUCCCCUUCCAUUUUUCUUUCCUUUCUUUGGCAAGAAAAUAAGAUUCGGGAUUUUCUCUCCCAGAGAUGUCAAAAUGUUUUUCCUCCUCUUAUUUUCUCUUCAUCUCUCCAGUUUUUUUCUGCACCGCCAUCUACCCAAAUCGUUCUUCCUCUCAUCAGCUGAAUCAUGUGUACGCUGGAUCAUCCACCAUUAUAAAAGCAAAAAAAAAAAAAUAUGGAGAUCGUUUUCCCUUUUAAACUUUCUUCAUCUCCUUCUAAAAAAUUGUCAUCUUUAUCGGUGAUUUUUGUGGGUUUUUUUUCCUAAUACUUGAUUGUACUUUCUAUGGUGUUGUAGGUGGAAAGGUUGAAUAUUUACAUUGACUCCAGAUUCAAGGGAUUUUUUUUUAUGGAGAGCAAUGAAGGAGGGGAUGAUAAUGUUCUGGAUGGUUUCGCAAGUCAAAAAAGCUUCUGAGGUCUUCAAGAAAGCAGGGACUUAUGAUGACAAAAAGUUUUUUGGCGUCACUAUACUCGAUGUUGUCAGGGCGAAGACAUUCUAUGCUGGGAAGGCCGAAGUCAAUGUUGCAGGAAAUGACCAUAUUUUCUGUUUUGUUACUGGUGGGUCUGCUCAUGUGCAAAUGCAACUUAGCACCAAAGAGUGUGAGAGUCUGGGAUUAACUGGUCUGGCUCUCUGCUUAGACUGCAACACUUUUGCUGAGUACGUCAAGGACCAAGGAUCUAUUGAGGCAUGAGAGUAACAGAAGCCGUGGUGACAUCCCUUUCAUGUAUGUCAUUAUUGUGGGUUUGCUUGGCCUUGUUCUGGGUUAUCUUUUGAAGAGGACGUAAUCAAUCAAGGUUUGGCGUAACCUGCAAUAUCAUGUGUUACAGUCUGUUUCAAAAUAUUUAGAUCAUUGAAGACAAAUGUACAACUGAUCGGGAAGCGCUCAGUAUCAUGUAGCCAUCUGAUUGACUGUAGAAACAUGCUUAAGAAGGUGCUUGAUGGAUUUUUGUUAUUGCCUUGAGGGCUUUAGAGCAUUCAUUGUGUGACUAAUUGCUGUAACGUGUUAUUUUGGAAACUUAAGCGAUGGACAUAUUUUUAUCUUGCUUCUUGUUUUCUUUCCCUUUCUAAUGCCUUAAUGUUCAAUCA